CCGGGGGCUCCGGACGACGGCGACGGCCUGUGGCCUCCUGCGGCGCCCAGAAGGUAUGGAGGAGGCGCCCCUGCCCGUGCUCGCCGGGCUCCUCUCAGUCUCCCCCGACCCGCCUUCCUCCCUUCCCUCCCCAGGAGCACGGUAUCCUCCUGUCCAUCUCGUCCCUGGGUCGGACUCUGCGCCGGGCGGUGGCCGGGGGCCGCCGCGGGGCCCUGGAGAGAGCGGCUUGGACGGCGGCGGUGCGCACCGAGGCGGUGAUGCGGCGCCACUGCAGGACGCUGCGGCAGCGGAGCCGGCGGCCCGAGAGGCCCCGUGCCCGGCGUCGCGGCGGCCGGAGGCAGCUCCUGCUGCGCGCCCUGGACGCCGUCGCCACCUGCUGGGAGAAGCUCUUCGCGCUGCGCGCCGCGGCCUCCGGGGGCUCCUAGCGCGGCCCGCCCAGGCCCAGCCUCCGGCGAGCGCCCCGCGCGGCAGAUCCCGUCGACCUGCUGGCGACCUCGGCCCCUCGCUCGACGCAGCCCGCGUGCCCCGGACGGCCCGGAGCUUGGGGAGAGCGCGCCCGGCCGCCGCUGGGUCUCGGAGGAGGCGCGCCCUUCCCGCGCCGGAGGCCUCAAUAAACGGAGCUGGCGUCGCGGCUCCCGCACUCCCUUCGCGCGCCUCUCUGUGGGCCCGGGGCCGCCCGGGUCUGCGCCUCGAGGGCGGGAGCGGUGGAGGGGAACGCGGGACCGGCACUUCCCGUCGUACCUGGACGGGGCGGGGCCGCCGCUCCCAACCUCGGGCAGCAGAGGGCGGGCGCGGGACGCUGGGCGCGCUCGGCUCGGUGCGCUGCUCACGGCUGGGCGGAGGGCAGAUCGGGGGACUCCUGGGGCCCCUAAAACGUCACGUAUCCGUCCUGCUCCGCUUUGGACCGGGGCAGGGGGUGGAAAUUGAGGGGAGGGGAAGGCUGAACUUGGCGAAUUCGGAGCAAAACAACCGGAUAAAGGAAACGGGCCCGAAGGGAAGCGGGAGCUGCGGGCCCUGGCUGUGAGCUUGGCCAGGCUAUUUCCUGCUGCCGCAGGAGGGGUGGCCACGGCCUGGGCGCAGAGACUGCCCAGCCCCCUCUGCAGGACUGGCCAGGCUGGCCGGGGAUCUGCUUUCUGGCCCCUGGAACCCUCCAUUUGCUGGGGGACUGAGCCCUGGUUCCCCCAUCUGAUCCACAGGUCUGAAAGAAGCAACCUCCUAAGCUGACCCUGACCCAGCCCCACACACCGUGUCAAUGCAUUUAGCCUGUGCCACGGAGCUACUGUUUCUGUUUCACAGAUUGGGAAACAAGCGCGGGGAGGUUGUGCGACCCGCCCCAGACCGCACAGCCGGCAGUGUUAGAGCUGGCCUUGGACCCAGGCCCAGGGUCCUCGGCCUGGAGGCUGGGGAGCCAAGCUUCCUGGACUUAAGAGCCUUGACAGAGUCCCUGGCCAAGCACCCAGCAAGUGUUGCCAGGCCUAGUUCUGCGGUGCCUGCUCUGUGGCGGCCAGCAUGGGCAAGUGUAGGAGGGAUGACGGGGAGAGGCGGGGUGCAGGAGCCCCGGCUGGAGCCAAAGCACUUCACGGAGGCACUUGGACGUAUCCCAAGGCAGCGGAAGGUCUUUGGUGAAGGAGGAUGUUAGAGUGGGGAUUUAGAAAGAUCCCCGUGGCUUGUAUGGAGGGCUGGUGAGGAUGAAGGGGUGAGGACAGGUCCAGGCUGCCCAGGGUCCUGGCUGGAGUACCUGGGUGGGGCUCUGGGGAGCACUGCAGAGGGAGUGGGUCUGUUUGAGGUCCCUGAGGGAGCUGGGGCACCACGGACACAGCUGGGCUCAGCUGGGCGUGCUGGGGUUUGGAACAUAAGAUAUAGACAGAAGAGCGUGUCUGGGAGGCAGCUGAGUUGGGGCCUGGAGAGAGAGUUCAGGAGUCUGGGCUGGGCUCAGGGACAGAAUGGGGACCGGCCCUCCGUGAAGGCUCCCACUCUCGUUUCCCCAAGGGCAGCUGGCUUCUUGCACUUGGACCUACUCCAACCCCUGGGCCAUGGGGAGAGCACUCCUCUCCAGUCCUAGGACCCACGCGUGGCCUCCCGGGCCGUUCCGCAGCUCCUGCCCACCCACAGUGGGCUGUUCAGAGUAAUCGGAGGCAACAGAAACAGCUCCCUCAACCCCAACUGAGAAAGGUUCAAACAAGCCACAGCCUCCUGGGGGCAGGAGGAGGAACAGAUGCCUCAGGCUUCUGGGGACGCAUGUCCAUGACUAGUCCUGGACGUCGACCACAAGGAUGUGUGAGAAGCCCU
Saimiri boliviensis boliviensis (Bolivian squirrel monkey) is the source of this 2289-nucleotide messenger RNA. Lineage: Eukaryota; Metazoa; Chordata; Mammalia; Primates; Cebidae. The record is from RefSeq and is a predicted model, not a curated record.